Hemibagrus wyckioides is the source of this 3247-nucleotide messenger RNA. RefSeq names its product ring finger protein 26 (gene rnf26). Bases 605 to 1927 code for a protein of 440 amino acids. Gene Ontology annotation, biological process: protein ubiquitination; ubiquitin-dependent protein catabolic process. Lineage: Eukaryota; Metazoa; Chordata; Actinopteri; Siluriformes; Bagridae. The transcript has a single exon. Gene Ontology annotation, molecular function: ubiquitin protein ligase activity. The record is from RefSeq and is a predicted model, not a curated record.
UAUUAGCGCAGACUUGGUGCGUGUGAACGCUUGAAGACGACAUGGCCGUUUGUGACAGGAGGCUACUGAGGAUUAAAUGAAAACGAAACAGUCCGAAUCGGUGUAGAUUGUCGCUCCGAUUAUUGUUUUUGAUAAUAAUUCGUUUCUUGCUCACGGAAGCGAGCGGUGUAAAAACAAAGUAGUAAUAAGGAGCUUUGGACUUUGUUUUAUCUAGUCGGCUAACGAGUGAGCUAUGUAUGCCUGUUCAUACGUAAACAUCCGGUCACUGUUCCGCGCGUGCAUGUGUCGUAUACAGCAGCUUGUUUUACACUUUAAAUCUCUUCCAGCUCCAGAUUAAUGAACAGUUAAUAUUCUCUAAAUUACGAUAUUUUCUAAGUAACUAAGACUACGCUUGAUGGACUACGACCAUGAUGUCGUUUUCUGAAGUUUGCUAGUCAGCUCUGGGUUUGUUUCUGCACGUGACCACGGAUCUGACCAUUAUGUUCUCACAGUGGAGAUAAAAAAAAAAUGUCCAGUCGGACAACCAGGAUUUAUUUGCAGCUGAUUUAAAUCGAGAGAAGUUUGAGGAACUGUCUGUUGCAGAUAUCGCUGAAGAGGUCAUAACAUGGGUUUGCUUCACUUUGUCUUCAGCGCUCUUGGGAAGUGCAUUGACCUCGUGUGUCUGCUCCUGGACAUCAAUUUCAUGAUUGUUAACUCACUAGUUCGGUUGUUUGCAGCGCUCCUCCAUUUGAUCAGCAGCUUCCCCAUGCUGCUCACUAAUUCAUUGUUGGAGUGUGUGGAUCUUUCUCUCUUCUACCUGAUCACCGUGAUGGACAGCAUGACACUUUUGACCCACAAUGUGAUCGGAGGCUGGAUGCAGCUGCUUGGUGGAGUGCUCGAAAGCUGCAAAAUGAUGGGCUACCUGUCCACACAUUUACUGCUGCGCACCAAAGAGCUCCUGCACCGUGGGCUGCUCUCGGGACAAGGCUUUCUGCGCCAGAUCUGUGAGGGCUGCGGCAUCGCCUUUAGCCUUUUGCUUUACUUUAUCAAUACGGUCAUCAAUCUUCUGCUGAUAGGGACGCAGAACCUCUACGCCGUGCUGCUCAGCAUGGUCGAAGCUAUAGCCAGCCCUUUACAGAAAGCUCUUGAGCUGGCAUUGACUGUCCUCACCUUCUUCUAUAGCACCCUGGUGGGCACCUCGCUGCUUCUCUGGACGCCGUGCAGACUAGCCGUGGAGUUUCUGAGCUCUCUAGGGCACCUCUUGAUCAGCGUCUUCUUGCUGAACUCCUAUGGGCUGUUUCUGACUGUAGCUAUAAUCCUAAGUGCCACGGUCUACCUGAAUCCUGCUCUGUGUCGGAGUGGAGCUCGGCGAAUAAUCGACUAUGUUAACACGGCGCCCACAAUGCAGCGGCUCCAGAGGACGCGACAGCGGUUGUACUUGCUGGAAAGACACUUGUGGCAGGGCGUAGCCUGGGUGCGCAGUCGUCUUGGUCUUUGGAUGACGUUCGCGGGAAGGGGGACUCUCAGAGCCGGAGACGGGACGGUUCAGCAACUCCAGACUGACCAAGACCCUCCUGAGAUGCCCGAGAGAGCAGAAAUGAUGGAUGCCGAUGCUGCGGACGAGCUCCCGGCACCACCGCCGGCUCCUGAACCCCUGGACCAGCCGCACCCCGGUUGCAGCUCUCUCAGCCCGCUCCGGAAAAAGGCGUCCGAGGACAAGCGCAAAGCUGCCCCUGCUGACAACCUGCUCACCCUCCUGCAGGAGCAGGAGGAGAGGAAAAAGUGCGUCAUAUGCCAGGACAGCACCAAGACCGUUGUGCUCCUGCCCUGCCGCCACUUGUGCUUAUGCAGAGACUGUACCGACAUCUUGCUGCGCCAACCCAUCUACCAGCACAACUGCCCGCUGUGUCGCCACAUGAUCCUCCAGACCAUGGACGUAUAUCUCUGAAGGACCGUUUACUGACCAUGGUGAUGAAUCUCAGGUUAACAAAGCACGGCCGUUUUCUCAUCGUGAGCCACGUUAAGUCAGUGAGGCUUGUGCACGUUCUGUUGUCCAUUCCACUGUGCUGAAUCUUUUGCUACUGUCGAGUGUAAAUACACGUGAACAUUCCCUUUUAUACCCAUACACGUGACGAGGCUCGCAACAAUGACACAAAUGUUUUGUAUGUUUUUUUUGUUUUUUUUUUCUCUCCACAAUUUCGCUUUUGUAUUGAUGCACACUAAUGUUUUUAUACUGAAGUGUGGAAUACAUGAUUGUAACUUUUACCUGGAGAAAGAAAUGCACAGAUUUGAUUAUUUUAUUCAAUCCAGUGGCCUAAGUGUGAGCUGUUAUUAGGCACAUGUUUGUGAUUCAGUACUCUAGCCUUAUAAUGUGAACAGCUCCUUUUUGCCUGACUCGCAUUACAAACGACUUUCUGCAAAUUUCAUUUGUCGAAAACGGAUCAUCGAUCUGCUCUGAGUGCUGUCGCCGAGUGCGUUUAUUGUUUUACUAUUUCUGGAAGCCAUUUUUAAGGAUUAAAAAUAGUUGAUAUCCAAGCUGUUUUCUUAAUCCAGUUUAGACAGUUUCGAUUUAGAGUGUCGAUUCUGUGUGCUUGGAUAAACGCUAUUGAUUUGUGCAACAUGAAAUCCAGACAUCACACCAAAUCAUUCAUGUUAUUUUAUUAUUUAAUGAGAUGCUAUUAAUGUCAUAUUGAAAGAAAACGCAUUCCUGACAGAGUUAAGCAAAUAUUUUGACAAGAGUGAUCUUGAACAUGAACCAAAUUAUGAGCAAAAACAAUCUGCAUGUUUACUAAAAAUCUGUAUCAGACCGCAAUCAGAGAAAUAUCACAAGCUUUAACGCUAAUCCUGUGUGUUUACACAAACUACAGUAUUAUUGCUGUGUCCAUUCACUGCUUUCUGUUGUUUUGUAACCAGAGGGACAACCAAAUACAGCAAGGAUCAAGUGUGGUCAUUUAUUUAAAAUCCAGUUCAGGUUGAUUUAUUCAGAUUUUUUUCCAUUAGAAGUGUGUAAAUGAUUGUGAUGAAGACCGCAGACUUUAUCUAAUAAGAUGCUUAAUAAAGUGACAAGUUACACUGUGUUCAACCUGGGUAUUACUUACUCUUUAAAAAGUAAUGGGAUCAGAGCGAUGUGAAAUCCUGCGCUAACAAAAGCAGCUGAGUUUGUUUGAGCAGAUGAGUCUGGUCAGUCUGACUGGAGGUCACUUACUGAUCUGCUGAUAGAGAUGAGCUUUAUUGCUUCAUUUCACAGGCCUGUUGUACUGUUAUGAUG